AUGGGUCUGACAAAAAGAGGAGACAUAGCAAUUGGAAGGCCACAACGGCUCUCUCUCUGCACCAAAAAGAAUUUGGCCAAAACCUCCGCCAAGUGCUGCUCUGCUCACAAUCAAGUUUGGCAGGCAGGCAGGGUAGUAGGAGCUGUGCUGCAACAGGAAGCCUGGAUUGUAGAUAAUGAGAG
Molecule: messenger RNA, 182 nt
Organism: Dovyalis caffra
Lineage: Eukaryota; Viridiplantae; Streptophyta; Magnoliopsida; Malpighiales; Salicaceae
Source: the annotation of a GenBank genome assembly